UAGGAGAGAGAGAGAGAGAGAGAGAGAGAGAGAGAGAGACACCAAACCCUGGUCGCCUCGUCUUUCAGUCUCAAACCCCCCUCUUCCACUCUGCGCCUCCUAUAAGGCAUUGCACCGCUCUCCUACGGCCGUCUCGCUGCUGAGUGGACCCGUAUUGUUUUUUUUGCAAGCGCAAACUAACCGCAGUUGUUUGUUUUUUUGUUUUUCCGGAGCUGACAGAAGUAAAAGAAGCGAGAGACCAAGAGGAGAGACAUGGCCACGACAACCUGUACGCGAUUCACAGACGAGUAUCAGCUGUACGAGGAGCUGGGGAAGGGAGCCUUUUCAGUGGUGCGCAGAUGUGUUAAGCUGUGUACAGGACAGGAGAAUGCCGCCAAAAUAAUCAACACCAAAAAGUUAUCUGCGAGAGAUCACCAGAAGCUGGAGAGAGAGGCUCGGAUCUGUCGCCUGUUGAAACACUCCAACAUCGUUCGUCUUCAUGACAGUAUAUCAGAGGAGGGCUUCCACUACCUGCUGUUUGACUUGGUGACCGGAGGUGAACUGUUUGAGGACAUCGUAGCCAGAGAGUACUACAGCGAGGCCGACGCCAGUCAUUGCAUCCAGCAGAUCGUGGAGGCGGUGCUUCACUGCCAUCAAAUGGGCGUGGUGCACCGGGACCUGAAGCCAGAGAACCUGCUCCUAGCAAGCAAAUGUAAGAAUGCCGCAGUGAAGCUGGCUGACUUCGGCCUGGCCAUUGAGGUGCAGGGGGAUCAGCAGGCCUGGUUCGGUUUCGCUGGCACACCGGGGUACCUGUCCCCUGAGGUAUUGAGGAAGGAGGCAUAUGGCAAACCUGUGGACAUCUGGGCCUGCGGGGUGAUCCUCUACAUCCUGCUGGUGGGUUACCCUCCUUUCUGGGACGAGGACCAGCACAAGCUGUACCAGCAGAUCAAGGCCGGGGCGUACGAUUUUCCUUCCCCAGAGUGGGACACAGUCACCCCAGAGGCCAAAAACCUGAUCAACCAGAUGCUUACCAUCAACCCAGCCAAGAGGAUCACUGCCCAGGAGGCCCUCAAGCACCCAUGGGUCUGCCAACGGUCCACAGUGGCGUCUAUGAUGCACAGACAGGAGACCGUGGAGUGCCUGAAGAAAUUCAACGCCAGGAGGAAACUCAAGGGGGCCAUUCUUACUACCAUGCUGGUUUCUCGAAAUUUCUCUGUGGGCAGCAGACAGACCACUGCUCCAGCCUCUGUCACUGCGGCAGCAGCAGCGGUGGCUGCAGCCGCCAGCACCACCGCAGGGCUGAUGGAACAAGCAGCUAAGUCCUUGCUCAACAAAAAGGCAGAUGUCAAGCCCCAGACAAACAGCACCAAAAACAGCAUAGUCACCAGCCCCAAAGGAAACGUCUCUUCACCUGCUCUGGAACCUCAGACAACCGUCAUCCAUAAUCCAAUGGACAGGACAAAGGAAUCAUCAGACAGCAGCAACACCACUGUGGAGGAUGAAGAUGUGAAAGGAAAGAGCUUAGACAACAGCUCGCUUAAGGCGCAGUCCAGCACAAGCUCCCAGCCAGAUAGCACCCAGGGCUCCUCACCUGCGGUGUACUCUGCCACAAAGUUUGCUGACCUGCUGGGCUCAGUGCGUAGGGGCUCAGGGCCCACAUCCAACGGGGAAGGGAGAUCCACUCCACCUCCCACUGCCCUCUCUGCCCCCUCCCCUCCACACACCCCCGCUGUCCCCUUGCAGAUGUCUCGGCUCACAGACCUGGUAAGCAGCGUCCGCAGGGUGCCGGCGGCCCCUGCACCCGAGGGUGACGCUGCACUGGUACCUAGCGCCAGGCCCACCCAUCCACCUGCACACACCACAUCCCCACCUCCCCCUCACUCCCCCUCCAGCCCUUCCCUGUCUUCCUCCCAGAUGCGCAAACAAGAAAUUAUCAAGAUCACCGAGCAGCUGAUAGAGGCAAUCAACAAUGGAGACUUUGAGGCAUACGCUAAGAUCUGCGACCCUGGACUGACUUCGUUUGAGCCGGAGGCGCUGGGCAACCUGGUAGAGGGGAUGGAUUUCCACAGAUUCUACUUUGAGAACCUUUUGGCUAAGAACAGCAAGCCCAUCCACACCACCAUCCUGAACCCUCACGUCCACCUGAUCGGCGAGGACGCGGCCUGCAUCGCCUACAUCCGCCUGACUCAGUUCGUUGACAACCAGGGUCGGCCGCGGUCCAGCCAGUCGGAGGAAACGCGCGUCUGGCAUCGCAGAGACAGCAAGUGGCAGAACAUCCACUUCCACUGCUCAGGCGCACCAGCUGCGCCGCUCCAGUGAGGGUUGAGUGCUAUAACUAUGUCUGUCAGGAGUGCUCUGCUGGAGAGAGAGAGGAGGAAGAGGAGGAGGAGGAAGAAGGAAUGAAAGGAUGAAAGAACAACUCCAGGGUUGGUUUGGGGACAGGCCCUUCAACAACAGAUCCUCCCACACUGGACGCUCGGCUCAGCCCCCAGCAUGCAUCGCUUCUUUUACCACUGUCUGUCACCUGCCCCACAACAUCUUCUGACAACUCUCAAACAAAUGGCUCGACGUCCUUCCUCUUCUUCCCUCCGGCACACCGGGGGGGUUUGGGUUGUUUUCAGCACUCGGUGUGAUUCCUUCUUCCUGUGCUCUCUUCCUCCCUUCCCCACAAUUUGUUGUGACACCAACCCUCUUGUCCUCCUGUGAAUCUACACUUGUGUGACAUAAACACUGCACUGGAAAUACAGUAUGUAAAGUUUUAAGUAAAAUCUAUUAUCAUUACUCUAUUAUUAUUAUUAUUAUUAUUAUUAUUAUCAUUAUUAUUGUUACACAUUUGCAAUCGUAUAUGUAAUUUGUAUAAUUCAAAGUUCUUGAUGCCAGUGGUCUCUAGAGUUGAAUGAAAUCUUUUUAGUUUUUCUCUCUCUUUUUAAGGAAGCAUGUCUUUUUCCCAUAUUAACAGUGGCUGUUUUUUUAUUGUGGCUAUUAAGUGGAUAUGAUAUUGGCAGUUUUUGUAAUUUGCUUCUUGUAUGUGAGCUAUAAUACUGCGCCCGAACUCAUGGUCAACUUGUUUUAGUUUGUUUUGGGGUUUUCUUUUCUUUUUCUUCUUUUUGUUGUUGUUUUUUUGGAAGGGGUGUGUCUGAUGGUGUCAUGUGUGAAUGUAGAGAGUGUGUGUGUGUGUGUGAGUGUGUGAGUGAGUGAGUAUGUGGUGAUGUAAGCCCGACACACACUAGUUCAAACUUUACGACUCGGUACAGUUUCAGGAAGCUGCUGUGCUUUUUCCUCUUGCUGCAAUGUAAAAGGGGUGAGCUGAGCUCAGUGUCUUCCUGCCUCAAAACGUCAACAUUUCAAACAUACAAAGCAAACAGCAUGCAACAGGAGUUCUAUCGUUGACUUUUACAUAUUAGUGGUCGACGCUGUAAUGGUAGAAGGCCCUGCGCUGAAAAUGACGAGGACGUUAGCGACAAUGUUUCCACAAUGAGACAAUUUUUAAAAAAUAUGACAAGAUAUUUAAUGCUGUAGAUGACAUACUAACUUGUUUUGUUUCAACAAGAAACUUAAUGUUAAAAUAACACAUCCCCUUUUUACACAUUAUCCCAAAACAGGUUGGUGUGUUAUAUAAAGAAAUUAUUUGUAUAGGAGGAAAGAUCACAGCCAAUAUGAGAGAAAAGGUAUCGUUUGAUACUUUAGUUUACUUUACUGAGGUAUUUUGAGGGUGAUGUAGCUUUAAUUGAGCACAUAGAAGCAGACAUUAAGAACAUUUUUCAAACAUGCAGGGCUAUACAGAAGAAGGACCUCUUAAAGGCAGAAUCAUAUCUCUUAAAUGAAGUGGAGAGUUACGAAAGGCUGCACAGAAACAAGUCCCAGUACGGUUUUAAAGUAAACUCAGGUUUAUCGUAAGUCCUGGACUAAACUAUGAACUGUGACCAGAGAAACAUCAACAGGUUUAGCUGGACACUAAAACGUUAAUCUACUCAAAAACAAACACUUUUUUAACAAAUUCAAGAACGUUUAAAAACGCAAAUCACAGCUAAUUAUGAAUUUACCAAAAAUACACUUUUUCAAAUUUAAAAAAUGCAUCGACAUUUAGUUUAGAUGUUGUAUUGUGUCGCUCAUUAGGACUCGCAACAUUUAAAUGCCCCAUAAAACAAACAAAUGAGAAAGGAUUAAAAAACAAUGUUUUGUCUUAUUAAACCAACUUGUGAUAUAAUAAGAACGUUUUCUUGUUAUGACAUAUUUUGUUAAUGAGAGAAAUAUGUCACACCGUAACAUCGAAGGUUUACAAUAUUUUUAGAUGACAACAAACUGAGCGCUAUGUUUUGCUCACAGCAGCAGUGACAUGCCUCUUCUCACACAAUGAUGAUUUUGUUCUGCAGCUAGCGGUGUUUUAAAAAGGUACUCGGGGAUUCAUGUUCAUUGCCCAUAUCAGUAAUAAAGAAUCAAGGGCGUGUAUGCUUAAAGCCUCUACACGUGUGAGGAGCUGUCCGCCGUACCUUCGUAAACGUGUGCAGAUAGUGAGGUUUGUGUCAGACUUCUGGGGUCUGGUUCCUCAUUUCAGGGCGAUUCUUUGCCACAGGGUGUGUGUUAGUGUGUGUGGUCGUGUGUCUGUCUGUCUGCAGGCAUGUAGAGUACAUCCAUUGCUCUCAGUCUGGAGGGGAAAUAUUGGAGGUGUGUAAAAGAUGUAAGGAGAAGGCUUUAUUUCGGAGGACACAUCAGUCCCCUGCCUUCAGUCCAGGGCUUUUUAAAAAAAAUAUUAUGAUUUUAUCUGUUUUUUUCUUUUCUCGUAUUAUGUUUUUCAUGUAUUAUCAGCUUUUUAUGAUAUUAAGUGCUUGUGCCAGGGGUGGCAAGAUUAAUCUGAUGGACUUUGCAGCACUGAGAGUUGUUUUUUUUAGGGGGUUUGACUUGCGAUCAGCUCUUCUGUACUCUGCUCGUCCACCAUUGGCUGCCUUCACAUUUGUCUCGCCCCUAUUGGUCAGACCAAGAUAUUAAAGAGACCGGGCAGUCGGUUUGAUGAAUAGUCCUCAGGUUUCUAUUUAUUUUGAAUAUUUAUUUAUUUAUUUUAGUGGAUAAUUUUAUUGUGCUUUUCUUUUUGUUUUUGUUUUCCUAUUACACAACUCGUGCACUUGUGCAAGUACUGUCUGUUGUUGAAAGGGAGUGUACUCCAUGUACGUUUUUUUAAAGGGAUAGUACACCUAAUUUGCAUCCUGCAUGUGUUUCUCUGAAACGACCAACAUGGUGGGAAUUAAUGUUUUAUUUUUUAUUUUUUGCGAUUUUUCUUCUGCAACUUUAGAUUGGGGUUGUUUUUGUUUUCGCUCUCUUCCACUAAGGUCAUUACCACUUUGCCAGAGUGGGACAUCUAUCACGUUUAAUCUCAUAUAAUUCAGGAUUGUAUUUUGAGUGAACUGAUGCUCCAAAAGCUUCUUUUUUUUUUUUUUUAAGGUGAUGAAGCUUUUUUACAAAUGAACCACUGAGACAUUGUAUUGUACUCGUGUCUCAUCCAGUAACAGUGUUAACGCCUAGUUGACCGUCUUCUAACACUAAAAGGUCAAAGGCUACCUGAAGGUGUUCAAGUGGGAUCGUGCUGGUCAAACAUGCCCCCCCCCUCCAAAAAAAAGAAGAGAUAGCAGCAUGUCCAAAGGUGUUGUUCUUCUGUUCUUCUUGCUGUGUUUCAAGCCUUGAAAGUAUUGAAAUAUAAUAGGAUUCACAUGUUUUAAAUGAGGGAGGACACAGUAUUACACACCUGCAACAGCGUAGCUGGCAUUUACUUUGCAUGAAAGUCAACUGGACACUUGGUUUUUGGUGUUUUCCUUUUUAUUUGGUUUCUCAUUUUCUACUGAAUGCUGUUAUACUCGACCUUUCUAUAUUCUCUCAGCUUUUUAAGUGCAUAUAAAUCAUUUUAGUCUCAAGAUGAUACAAAGAAGAUGAUCAGCAUGAUGAUGUUAGUGACUGUGGCGCUAUGAGGAUGUUGACAGUGUUGAUGAUGAUGAAGAUGACCUCUCAUGCUUUUCUAUGGGGCUCCGUGUUGUCAGUGCAGAACAUCUCACGUAGCUGAGAGAACACGAGGAGCGCUCGUUGACCAUCAGCACCAAGAGUGACUGGUGCUUCACUGAGCCUGCAUGUCACUUUGAGGGGCAGCACUCGAGUCCAACUGAGCGAUUAGAGGCAGCUCAAAGAGAGAAGGAGCUCCAGCAGGGGGCGCAGUCACACAGAGUAAAGCACAAACACACACAGACGGACAGCACAUUGAUGCCUCUGAUGCAGCUGCACAACAAGUUGACUUUAGUGUCAAAUCUGACAGACAUUGCAGUCAGAGACAACAGCAGUUGAUAAACCUCUGAUAAAUCCUGAUUGUGUAUGAAUGAUCAAAGCUGACAUGAUGAUAGAAGAUGAUUCAUUGUGCAGCCCUACAUAUAAACUACAAUAACAGUCCUUCUCUGGUGUCUGGAGGUCACUGAGAGCUCUGCUGCCUUCCCCUCAGCUGUUUAGUCAGAUGAAGCAUUACUGAGAUCAACUGGAGCCACCGUGUUCACUCUGAACCUCCGCCAUCUUCUUCCUCCAGACAGUGACUACGGUGCACUGACAACACUGAGUUGUCUUCUCUUGAUCUUUCUCUCUUUCUCCCGUUCCCUCUGUUUCAGACCUUAUUCAAUCAUUUCUCUGCAGUUGGCUCUUUCUAGUUUCCCUUUGUCUCUUUUUGUGUCUUUGGAUUUCUUCUGUAUGAUAAUAUUAAUCCUCUAGUUCUCUGAUUCUUCAGAUUAUUGCUCUGUUCUCUUACGUGCUACACGUGUUUCUAUGACUUCAAGAAAAUGUGUUACGGUGUUAUCAAUAAAAUGAUCAUUGAAAUAGAAAA
This is a messenger RNA of Anarrhichthys ocellatus (wolf-eel), 6826 nucleotides long. It is a transcript of the gene camk2b1, whose product is annotated as calcium/calmodulin-dependent protein kinase (CaM kinase) II beta 1. The record is from RefSeq and is a predicted model, not a curated record. Lineage: Eukaryota; Metazoa; Chordata; Actinopteri; Perciformes; Anarhichadidae. Gene Ontology annotation, molecular function: calmodulin binding; ATP binding; calcium/calmodulin-dependent protein kinase activity. Bases 253 to 2298 code for a protein of 681 amino acids. Gene Ontology annotation, biological process: protein phosphorylation. The transcript is spliced from 24 exons.